UAUGAGCAACAAAUCAGUCGUCUGCUGAUAGUUGAAGUGAAAGAUACAAUUCAUCUCUCCGAAGGGAUUAGCUUAAUAUAAAAAUAAAAUAAAAAAGAGUUAAGAAUUAUCGCUCUGUGCCAUAUGAGUGUUAGAUAUAAAAAUAUAAUCAAUCAUCUAGAACAAGAAAAAAACUUACCCUUUCAGUAAAAAAAAACAAUGAAAAAUUAAAGUGUACUGAGUGCUUAGUUUAAAAAAAUAUAAUUUUGAACUGAACAAAAUAAAAAAGUGUUUGUUUUUUGUGAAAAAUAAAACAAAAUUGUGAACAAAAAUUAAACAAGUGAAUAAAACUGCGCUGACACAUUAGCUCAGCCAACGGAUUAAACUCUAUCAUCAUCGAUAUCAUCGACAUCAUCAAUAAAACAGAACAAAUAACAAACUUAUAAAUAAGAUGAAUCAAACGUGUAAGGUAUGUGGCGAACCCGCUGCCGGUUUUCAUUUUGGUGCCUUUACUUGCGAAGGAUGCAAGUCAUUCUUUGGGCGAUCAUACAACAACCUCUCGUCGAUAAGUGAAUGCAAAAAUCACGGCAAGUGCGUCAUUGACAAGAAGAACCGCACCACAUGCAAGGCGUGCAGAUUGCGCAAGUGCUACACAGUGGGCAUGUCCAAGGGUGGAUCACGCUAUGGCCGUCGCUCAAAUUGGUUCAAAAUCCAUUGCUUGCUGCAAGAACAACAACAGCAAGCUGCAGAAGCCGCCGGCAAACAUGGCUUUGGUGGUGAUAUGGGUUCUGCUGCGGCUGCUGCUGCCGUCGCUGCUGCACAAGCACCAUCGCUAGCUUCACACAUGGGCAUGCUGGGUUAUCCGGGUUAUUUGCCGGAAAUGAUGUCAAGUCCGGAUGCAUUCAAGAGUUCUUUCCACAAUUCUUUUUUGUCGAGGCAUCCUGAUGCAGCGAUAGCAGCUGCGGCUGCUGCCGAUUACCAUCAACAUCAGCAACAACAACAAAUGCAACACCAACAAUCUUCAUCAUCAUCGGCUGCGGCUGCAGCGGCUGCGAUGCCAUUUUUCAUGAUGAACUCAAUGCCAAUAUCAUCACGAUCUGCAUUCCAAUUGCCGCCACAUUUACUCUUCCCCGGUGCUGGUGGAUCGGCGGUAGCUGGGUAUCAUGCAGCCGACGCAUAUCAUCGUGCCGAUGAGUUAUUCAAACACCGUCAAUCUGUGGAUACACUGUCCGAAGGUUCGAAUCGCUGGAAUGAAAGUUGCAGUCCCGAGGCUAGAAACGAUGGAAUAAUCAGCCCCACCACUGCUCGUUGCUCUCCCAAGUCACAUUCACAUGAGGACAUUCGCGAUAGAAGCCCAGCAAGAUCAAUGACACGAUCCCCAUUGGAGGUUAGUCGAACUCCAGAGAGUCGCGAAUCACCAAAUCUCCCCGCACAAGAAGCCACCAUUGAUAUCAUGGAUCCUUCAGCAUCACCAGUACACUCUCACAUUCCAUCACCCAUCCCCAACAAAACCGAAGAAACCGCCUACCAUAUGAAAUUGCAAUCAGAAUCUCCGGUAUCGAUUUGCUCAACUGCCGAUCAAGAACAAGACAGUCCAAUGGAUCUUAGUAUGAAAGCCCAACGCAGUCGAUCUGGGUCAAGAACAGCUUCCUCCUCAGUCCCUUCCGAUAACCAAAGUUUGAUUUCUGGCGGUGAAAGUGAUAUACAGAGUGAGUCGAGCGAAGAGGAAAUUCGGCUGGCACGAAGGAAGUUCUAUCAUUUGAGUGAAAAUGAAUCGGAUGUAUCUCAAGACACUGCAGAGAGUGUUAAGAGGCAAAAGCUUCAAGAACAAGGAUAUAAUAAUUAUGGGGUCAGUAGUAAUGGGAGUAUAAAUUCAACUAGUCUAAGAGGCAUCUUUGUUUGUGUUUAAAUUUUUUAAGAUAUUCAUAGAUUAAUUAUUAUUAUUUGAAAAAGUUUUUUGAUAUUGUUAAAACAAAUUAUUAAAUUGUAAAUAGUUUUUUUUUUUGAGUAUGAUUCUAGAAAAAAAUAGCGAGGAUUGUAAAUAUUUUAUUUUA
This is a messenger RNA of Eupeodes corollae, 2033 nucleotides long. RefSeq names its product zygotic gap protein knirps (gene kni). The coding region runs from base 431 to 1888 and encodes 485 amino acids. Lineage: Eukaryota; Metazoa; Arthropoda; Insecta; Diptera; Syrphidae. Gene Ontology annotation, biological process: regulation of DNA-templated transcription. Gene Ontology annotation, molecular function: zinc ion binding; sequence-specific DNA binding; DNA-binding transcription factor activity. The transcript has 3 exons. The record is from RefSeq and is a predicted model, not a curated record.